Danio rerio (zebrafish) is the source of this 1532-nucleotide messenger RNA. The record is from RefSeq and is a predicted model, not a curated record. Lineage: Eukaryota; Metazoa; Chordata; Actinopteri; Cypriniformes; Danionidae.
AAAGAGAUUCCCCUAGAGAUGGUGAGGGGAAGACGAGGCUGUGGACGUUUGUCUCACGCACACAUUUCUCUUAACAAUAGCAGCACAUUUCAGACUGGAUUUUAGGCCGUCCCUAAAAUAUUCAUCGCAGCCCGUGAGUCAGAGGCGAAUAUUUGCAGUUGUCAGUUCAAGGCUAAAAAGAGUGUUUUGCUUUCAGUAAUAUUUAACUGGCUACUUUUGGCCACAUCCCACAGAGCCUGAGAAAGUGCUACUGAGUUGACUGUGGAGAUUGUGAUCUCUGUUCAGUCUGGAAUACUGUAAAACUCAUCCUGGAUUACUGAAGAACAAUGGCCUGACUGUAUCUCUGACAAUAUGCACAUCCACAUCCUCCAGCUGUGUGUCAUCCAAGCUGCAGCCUCUUAUAUCUAUCUAGAACCCAGGAACGUGAGCGUGUUGCGAGGCAGCGAGGUCCGCUUUAACUGCAGCACCACUGAAUCCUGGGACGUCAUGAAUUGGCGGUUGGGCGAAGACACAAUACUGGUCAUUUCUGUGGAUCAUGGUCUUCUGUCCAGAUCUGAGAGCGUCUCCACAGUCAAUCACUCCAUGACCUCUCUGACAGUGUGGGAGUUAAUCCUGAGCAACUCUUCGUUCAGUCAAACAGUCCAGGAGAUCAGAUGCGAACUGCUUCCUAAAAAUCUCAAAUCAUCAUCGGCCCUGUUUGUACAAGAAAAAGGAUGUGUCAGGAUUUUGGAGGGUGACCUGUCAGUUCAACAGGGAGUGUUUGUCACCUUCCAUUGCCAAGCUAUUGGUUGGUAUCCGGAGCCUUCGGUGUUGUGGAUGGUCAAUGGCACCAGCGUGGACAGAGGCGACUACAACACCAGCAGUAUUCAAGGAACCAACGACCUGUUUAACUCCACCAGUGAGCUUAAGUUAGAAGCAGACACCAGCACCACAGUCGAGUGUUGGGCAUCUGUGUCUGCUCCUCUGUCUCGGCAAAACAGCAGUGUCAAAUUUACUGUAGUGUCACCAAAACCCACACAGGACUACACAGUUGUGAUCGCUGUAAUAGUGUCGGUGUGUACAAUCAUUCUGCUGGCAGUUCUCAUCCUGAUCCUCUGCUACAGAAAAAAACUGACGAAAUCAAGCUCUGAAAAUAAAGCCAGCUCUUACUCUUCAUGGACUGACAAUUUAAGCAGUGAGAGGAGGUCUGUUGCUGAUGAAACCAGUGGAAAAGUGAAUCUAGGAUACCACACUGAAGACAUAACAAGUUCCUGAUAUUGUCAUUUUCAGCUCUCAAAACCAGGAGGAUGAAGACUUUUCUAACCUUUACUCCAAUAGCGCAAAGAAGACAGUCCGCCAGGUCACCACAGUCUGACCUCUGGGUCAAACACACGUUAGCCACUUACUGCAAGAAUAGUGGAUUACAUGCCGUUUUUUAGGCCAGUGUUUUGCCACAAAGUCGUCACCUUGAUAUUAUAAGUUUCUAUCUGCGUUCUGAAUGAUUUUGAGAUGUCAAGUUUAAAGUUUUUGCAUUCCAUGUAGCAAACAGUAUG